Molecule: messenger RNA, 1024 nt
Organism: Stylophora pistillata
Lineage: Eukaryota; Metazoa; Cnidaria; Anthozoa; Scleractinia; Pocilloporidae
Biological process (GO): regulation of apoptotic process
Molecular function (GO): protein binding
Source: RefSeq, a predicted model, not a curated record
GAGUUGUGCCGCUUAAGUGAAAGCUAAUAAACAUGGCGCACUCAACAACAACAGGGAGAAAUUUGCCAGCAAUUCCUUAAAUUGCCAAGGCAAGGGCAUCUCCCACUUGGGCUGCUGAUUGCUAAGUUCAAUACAUCAAAAUAAAGGUACGUUAUUUUUAUAAUACGCCGUUCAUUCAAGUUACCCACGAUGCAUGAUCCCAAGGCGAGCAGACGUGACGUCAGAGGGUAACGAUACAAAGAUGCGAAACUGAUAGGUUGUUGGCGACUAAACAACUUUGCAUAACAGAUUGAAACAGCUCCUUCCGCUAUCGAAAAAAUAGUUCAAAAAGCUUGUGAAUUUCACCAUCAAAACCUCAUAGUUUGAAGUGCACUACAUCGCUAUGUCUUACGUAGCAUACAAGAGUCUGCUUUCUGACAUACGCCGACAACUCGAGCUGCACGAUCAUCAACAGUUACUCGAGAUGUGUGGAUUGGACGACGAGGCGGCCAACAUUCAUGAUACCCGUUCGUUGAUGAGGAGACUAGAAGAAAAGAAACGUUUUACAAUUGACGAGCUGGGAGACUUGGAGGAAGUCUUGGAGAGUUUAGAGGAGUUUUCUCUGUUGGGAAAGCUCAAAAAGUUCGAGAGCAAAAGGAAAGAGUAUAACGAUUUACUAGAAAAGAUAAGUGGUGCACUCAAUGACGACGAGCGCAAUCAUAUGGAACAAGUCAUUAAUAUCGUUAAAAGAGAGACUUCGGUUGACUUUUCAAGAGAGAACAUUCCCAGUAUUUUGACGUUAUUCCAAAAACUACAAAAACAUGGAAGUUUGGGAUUUCGCAGACUCAACUUUGUGAAAAGGAUUCUGACAGAAAUUGACAAGGAAGACCUGGUAAGAGAAAUCGAGGAUUAUGAGAAGCGUCGUAAUAAGAAGGAUGCAUCUGAAAGAAGAAAAGCUGAAUGGUACUCAUGGGGAAAAUCUUUUGCCAGAAAGGUGAAAGGAGGUUCCUCUUUGAACCUGGUGUUUUGCACAACGCUGUUUUGA